UGGAAAGCCCUAGUGAUUAGGGUUUGUUCCUGAUGCCGGCGAAGAGAAAGCGGCAGCGGGAUGGCCCGGCGCCAGUGCCGCUGCUUCCGCCAGAGAUUCACGACGACGACAUUGAGAUUUCUGACGAAGAUGUGGAGUUUGUGACCAAGAACAAAGGCUAUGCCGGGUUCCUGAGUGGAUUGGACACCAAAGGCAUCACGAAGCAAGUGCUGGGAUUAAAGCCGGAUUGGAAUGGAGACAACCUCGAGAGAUUCUACGAGAAGAAGGCAAAAGUUGCGGCAAACAAGGAUUUUGACAAUGCACUCACUGUUGAUCCUGUGGAUGCCUUGCCGAUCAAAAACCCGGAUGGGACGCUUGAGUAUCGCAGGGUCGAGAAAGCAAAAGCAGUGCCUAGUCCGGAGAAGAAGCAAGAUGCAGACGAGAAAGAACAGCCGACCAAAACGAAACAAAAGGGUCAAGACAAGAGUAUCAAAGCAAAGAAAGAGUCAAAACCCAGAGCGAAGGGGGCAGAGGUCGAACCUGAUGUAAAGAAGCCGGCCCUGCAACCAGAAGUUCUGGAGGAGCUGCAGGAGUUCGUUUCCGUCGAAGAGAAACGCGGCCAUAUGAAGGAAAAAAUAGCUAACCUUUCGACUGAGCUACUUUCGUGUCCCGAAGAUUCAACUGGAUCUUUGAAGGAGCUAAUAAGCAUUUGCUCGGACAAGGACGACACUGUCAAGCACUUCGCGAUGCUGUCGCUCAUGGCAAUCUUUCGCGACAUUCUUCCCGGUUAUCGCAUAAGACCGCCUACGGAGAAGGAGCUCGAGAUGAAAGUGUCCAAGGAGGUCAAGCAAACAAGGGACUAUGAAGCUACUCUACUCAAAUGUUACCAGGGGUACGUUCAAACACUCAUAAGAGGGAGCUAUACAGCGUCUGGUCGACAUAUAGCUUUGAAAUGCAUGUGUGGCCUUCUUGAAGCGGUUCCACAUUUCAACUUUGGAGAUAAUUUACUUCGAGCUGUCGUCCCAUUUUUGGAUGCAAGUGAUCCUGCUGAGAGGACUUUGGCAUCCCUAGCAUUGUGUUCUCUGUUUAAGAACGAGAGAAAACAUGGCGGGGAAGCCACUGUGGAGGCUGUCCAGCUAAUUGCUGACUAUGUGAAAGAAAGCGAUUGCAAUGUUCAGCCCGACGUUUUACAGGUUUUUCUGGCGCUAACUUUUGACGAAAACAUUGUUAAUAAGAAUGAGAAGGCCCUACACAAGCCUAAAUCAAAGUUCAAGCGCGAGGACAAAAAAGAGAAAAGAAAUACUUCGGCUGAUGAUAUUCGCAAAGAGGUGGAAGACGACUUUCGAGAAGCUUCAACAUUGCCAGAUGCCAAAGAACGAAGAAAGUUGCAAACUGCUACUUUGUCUGCGGUUUUCGAGACGUACUUUCGAGUCUUGAAGGCAGCUGUGGCACCUAGUACUGCCACAGACAGCUCCAGUUCACUAUGCAGCCAUCCGCUGCUGGGAACUUGCCUUCAGGGCCUGCUGAAGUUCUCGCAUCUCAUAAGCGUCGACUUCCUUGGAGAUUUGCUUGCGGUUCUUCGGAAGCUGGCCGAAGGAAAAUCAAGUGUGGAAGAGAGGCUCCAGUGCUGUGUUGCUGCCUUCAGAAUCAUGAAAGCGAAUUUGGACGCUCUUACCGUGGAUUUGAAGGAGUUUUAUGUUCACUUCUACGACGUUCUUCUCCACCUGUAUCCUGACAGGAAUCUAGACAGUGAAAACAGUUUUGCUGAGGCUUUACAAGUUAUUCUUUGUGAGAGUCGGCACCACGAUUUGCAGAGAGUGGCUGCCUUUGUUAAAAGGCUUGCGGCUGUUUCCUUCCAUUUUGGAUCCAGCACCGCCAUGGCUGCAUUGGUAACUAUCAGGCAUCUGCUUCUUCGCUACAAGAAAUGCCGUAAUCUUCUGGAAAACGACGGUGGUGGUGGAAAUGCCAUGGUUUUCCACCUGACCGAGCCUGAUCCCGAUCUAAGUGGAGCCCUGUCGUCCGUCCUGUGGGAGCUCGCGCUGCUUCAAAGCCACUACAAUCCGGAAGUCGCCAAGCUAUCCCAACAGAUUGCCGGCACUCUAGCAUCCGAGAACUUCUCCGUGGUCAUGUCACCCAAGGACGCCACGGCCGCGUACUCGAUACAACAAGGCGGCUUUCGCCCGGCCGUGAAGCUCCCGCCCUCCAAGCUCGUGAAGAAGAGCUCAUACAAAUCGCGGCAAGCUCCAAGUUCGCUCCCGGAUGCUGUAGAGGACAGCGAGAACGCUGUGGACUUUAGAGACUACUUUCGAUUGCUGCGGGACAUAACCGAGAACCAAGCGCUCAGGAAAGAGCUCGUCAAGAGCAAGACGAUGGUGGAAAUGUAUGCGCGAUAUAAGAGUGAGAAACGCAUCGCAGCAGCCGGGAAGAAAUCGAAGACGAAGGGGCCAAGGAAGAUCAACAAGAAGAUCAAAGCUUAGAACGAGGGAAGAUCGAUUUUUUCGAGUAAAAUAAGAAGUGAAUCAAAGUUUAGUA
Messenger RNA from Selaginella moellendorffii, 2511 nucleotides. RefSeq names its product nucleolar complex protein 3 homolog. Gene Ontology annotation, molecular function: chromatin binding. Gene Ontology annotation, cellular component: nucleolus. Gene Ontology annotation, biological process: DNA replication initiation. Lineage: Eukaryota; Viridiplantae; Streptophyta; Lycopodiopsida; Selaginellales; Selaginellaceae. The transcript has 12 exons. Bases 33 to 2456 code for a protein of 807 amino acids. The record is from RefSeq and is a predicted model, not a curated record.